This is a messenger RNA of Rotaria sp. Silwood1, 2127 nucleotides long. The record is from the annotation of a GenBank genome assembly. NCBI's taxonomy places the organism in Eukaryota, Metazoa, Rotifera, Eurotatoria, Philodinida, Philodinidae.
AUGACGGCGAUACCAAUAACAACAAUUCAACAAACAGACCAAUUACCUAUUGUACCUGAAAUUGAUCUUAUUGAACCGCUUGUUCAAUGUGGUGUUCUUUAUUUGGGUUCAGCACCAUCUAAUAAUGGUUUUCAUGGUCUUGAUGCAAUUCAAGAACCAUUUUCAUACCGAUAUCCUGUCGAUGGUACAAAUACAGUUCGAGGUAUUGAUGCAGUACUUUCGAUUUAUGAUAAUGGUAUUCAAUUAGUAUUUACUCGCCAACCACAUGCAGCAGUAUUUUUUCCAAUAACUUCUCUUAUUUAUUGUUCAAGUCUACGUUUUACAGUCAUUGAAAAUGAUUAUACUAAAUCAACACCAAUGAUUGAUUGGCGUUUUAUGCCAUUAGAUACAUAUGUAAUUAAUGAAAGUAAACAUCCACCAUUAUUUAGUGUUAUUAUACAACGUACACAAAUUAUGCCAGGUGAUGAAUGUCAUUGUUUUAUAACAAAAAAUGUUGACGCAGCAUUUUCACUUGUUCAAGCUAUAUCACAAGCUUAUGCAAAUAUUAAUCCGGAAUCGAAAUGUUUAAAAUCACCUAUUUUUUAUCAGUUAGAUCGUUAUGGACGAAAAUUAAGUGAAAUCCAUGGUAUUAUUUACAUAUCACCAGCUAACGAUGAUGAUUCAUAUUUGAAUCGAACAAAUCCAAAUCGAUUAACAGAUGAAUCGACUAUUCGAAAUUAUCUAUUUGAUCCAACAUUUGGUGGUUUCUUUUAUCGUACUGAUGCAAGUAUUGUUGAACAAUGGCAAUUAUGGGAUGAUGAUGAUAAAUUUGUUGAAUCUCGACCACGUCCACCAGCAUCACCUUUUGGAUUACAUGAAGGUCUUUAUCAUGAUGAUACAUCACAUGAAAUUCAACGAUAUUUACGUCAUAUGGAUGAUGAAGAACCUUCUUGUUCAUGUAGUUGUUCGAGUAAGAGUUCAACUUCAGCUUCAAGUUCAAGUUCAAGUUCUAAUUCUGUUAGUUCAACACCAACAGAACAUUCUCGACAACAUAGUCGACAUUAUUAUGAUAAACAACAAUUAAUAAAUGAUAUUGAUCAAUUUGAUACAUCAUUUGCGAAUUUACAAACAAGUUCAUUUGAACCAAUUUCAAUACAAAAUAAUAAUGAAAUAAACGAAACAAAAAAAGCACCAAUUAUUAUUGAAAAAGUCAUACCGAAAUUGACUUCAUCAAUACCUAUUCUUAAUCCUAUUUUGCCUCAACAACCAUUGAAUAUUCCAAAUCCUGUACAAGAACCAAUUACAAAUUCUCUUUCACAAACAGAAUUACCUUCUUUUUCAUAUAGAAUAAAUGAACAUGGUGAAAAAAUAACCAAAGAAGGCAAUCGUAUUUUAUUUAUGGAUGUUGUUCAACUGGAAACAAAUAAAAAUCAAAUUAAUACGCAAUCUUAUCAAUCAUCAACAUCUCGUUCUCGUUCACGACCACAACGAUUAUCAAAACAAGUACCUACCAUUGAUAAUAAAAGAUAUCAACGAUUAUACGAUGAAAACAAAUCUAAAACUCAACGAUAUAGAUAUAUAGAUGAUAAACCACAAGAUCAUUCAAAUAAUACAAAACGUUUAACAACACCCAAUACGUUUGAAAUAGUUGACGGAUAUUUUGAAGAUCGUAAUGGACGUCAAAUAAAAUUAAAUAAUCAUCAAGCUCAAUUAAUGCUUAAUCAUUUUGAAUCAUCAAACAUGAAAAAACAAGAACGAAAAAUUAAUACUAUUUCAUCAAUAAAUAGUUCUAAACAUCAAGCUCAUCAUCGUCGUAGCAAAUCAACAAUAACUACUGGUCCAUCAGUUAAUUAUGUUGAACGUCCUUCAAUACCAUCUUCGUCUUCAACUUAUAAAUCAUCAAUAGUUAAACAAAAACCACCAACACCACCUGUAUUAACUCAUGAAAAACUUAAUGAAUUGGUAUCAAAUAUUUAUGGAACAACUCGAUCAGUUAAACCAAAUUCAUCAUCAAUAAAUCAUCAAGACAGAAAUUCAUCGAUUAGUACUACUACUACAGUUAUAAAUCCAACAUAUAUAUCAGCAUUUCGAUAUAUGAAAAGCAGUGUUAAUCCAAAGUUUCUUCAAGAAUAUCGUGAUGCAUAUUAA